AUUUGAGAAGCUCUGGCGUGAAGUUAGUUAAUUCAGUGACGUUGGAUCGGUGAUUUGGCGAUGAAAAGUUUUUGAUCAUUUUUCCGUGGAAAAUCUCAGUAAAACUGUGCAGUGAAGUGAUCCAGGAUGAAUUACAAUGCCAACGCCAAUGCCCGGCAGCGUAAGUUUGAAAAUUCCAGUGGAGUCCGGAAGCCCAAGAGGGUGAGUGACACAAAUGCCAUUGGUCCUACCGCCCCUGCAGCAGGCCCCCAGUUCAUGUCAACACCCCAGCAGCAGCCAUUUGGAGUGGCACCAGGAGGUGGAAAUAUGUCUAAUUACGGUCCAGCCCAGGGAAUGCCUCAAAAUCCCUCGCCACAGCAAUAUCCCAUCCCACAGAAUUACGGAUUCGAUCCCAACGUAACGCCAAGCAAUUUUUCUCAGUAUCCUGGGAAUUAUGUGCAGAAUCAGCAGAUGCCUCAGCCUCAGCAGGCUCAAUUUGCUGGAGGUGCACCUCAAGGAGGCCCACCGGGAGGUUUCCCAGGGCAGUUUUCUGUGCUGCAGCAGCCAAUUGUCCAGGACAUGGCUAUGCAAUAUGGCCAGAGAUUGGCGGAUCAGGGUAAGGAGCUGGUCAAUAGGGAAUUCGAGAAGUACAUUCCCGUGACUCGGCUAAAGUAUUACUUUGCCGUGGACAACAAGUACGUCAUCAACAAGAUGAGGCUACUCUUCUUCCCUUUCACUCAUACUGACUGGUCCCUGAAGUACGAUCAGGAUAAUCCUGUUCAGCCCAGAUAUGACAUCAAUGCUCCAGACCUCUAUAUCCCAACAAUGGCGUACAUCACGUACGUGGUCUUAGCUGGACUUGUCCUCGGGAUGCAGGACCGCUUCUCACCUGAACAAUUGGGGAUCUUAGCGUCGAGUGCACUAGCCUACAGUCUCUUUGAGCUAAUCAUCUAUUCUGUGACUCUCUACGUGGCCAAUAUCUCAACAUCUCUCAAGACACUCGACUUGCUGGCAUUUUCCGGUUACAAAUACAGCAUUAUCAAUUUCUGCUUGCUCGUGAGCAUCAUCUUCAGCAAGUCAGGAUACUACGUGGCUCUGGCCUAUAGCAGUUUUUCAUUAGCCUUCUUCUUGUUGCGCAAUAUCAAGGCCAAGGUGCUGUCCAACACACAGACUGCUCCAGUGACUGGGGGCUAUGAUCCGUAUGGGAAUCAGCAGCAAUUCGACCAGACCAUGGGCCACAAAAGGAAACUCUAUUUUCUUCUUCUGAUUGCUGCUCUUCAGCCACUUUUAUCUUUCUGGCUGUCGUGGCAUCUCAUACCAAGCUCCAGUACAGUUGUAUAGGAGUAAAAGGGUCAAAUCAAGAGAGAUCAUGCAUGGGAUUCACUACUUAUCGGAUGAUAACCCCUUUUUCACUCACACACAUCUUGUGUCUUUUUAUUACCCCUUCAUUCUAACAUUCAGUUGAGGAAAUAUAACUAUAAAAUAGUGAGAA
Messenger RNA from Phlebotomus papatasi, 1471 nucleotides. RefSeq names its product protein YIF1B (gene Yif1). The coding region runs from base 127 to 1320 and encodes 397 amino acids. The record is from RefSeq and is a predicted model, not a curated record. Lineage: Eukaryota; Metazoa; Arthropoda; Insecta; Diptera; Psychodidae. The transcript has 5 exons. Gene Ontology annotation, cellular component: endoplasmic reticulum-Golgi intermediate compartment; COPII-coated ER to Golgi transport vesicle; Golgi membrane. Gene Ontology annotation, biological process: endoplasmic reticulum to Golgi vesicle-mediated transport.